Molecule: messenger RNA, 2473 nt
Organism: Carassius auratus (goldfish)
Lineage: Eukaryota; Metazoa; Chordata; Actinopteri; Cypriniformes; Cyprinidae
Product: negative regulator of reactive oxygen species-like
Exons: 3
Coding region: 236-2284 (682 amino acids)
Molecular function (GO): protein binding
Source: RefSeq, a predicted model, not a curated record
CCUGCAGCGUGCGUGUGAAAAUGUAUGAUCUUGGCUGCCUUCAUGUGACUGCGUUUCCGUUGCUUGCUUGCUUCCGCAAUUACUAAAGACAUUGCAGAGAUGCAGAUGUCAAGCACUUUGCAUCUCCGGAGAGACCAAGCCAGCAGAACCUCCCCGCAAACCGAUGUAAUGGUCUUCUGUGAACUUCACAGAGGAGUGGAGGGCGCGAUCCUGGCCACUGGGUGAUCAUGUUAAGAUGCUGGUGUUCGAUCGCCUGUCCAUCGUGCUCAGUCACGCAGUGGUGCCGCUACUGGUGGUCCUGCUUUCAGUCUCAGGACAUCCGCAGAUCUUCCCCUGCAGGCUGAUCCAAAGCACGGCUCUGUGCAACAGCUGUCAGCUCUCUGCCGUACCAGAUCAUUUACCACAUCAAAUUGAGGAGAUCUUCUUAGACAAGAACCGUCUGUUAAAUCUGCAAGAUGGUUGUCUCUCCAGAUACCCUCUUCUGAGGACGUUCAGCUGUGCAAACAAUCGGCUGAAGAUGGUGGAAGAGAGGGUGUUCUCUGAAUUGCCUCUUUUAGAAAACCUUAAUUUAGCUAACAAUGAGCUUUACUAUGGACACAAGCAGGUGGCCCAGUCCUUGAGCACUCUGUCCCAACUAAAGACCCUUGAUCUUUCAGGUAAUGGCCUCUCGGAGGACAUGGUGUCUCUGCUGGUACAGAAUCUGUCCUCACUUGAGUCCCUAUACUUGUCCCAGAAUGCCAUGCUGAGGCUGGAUGAGUCAACAUUCAGAAACCUUCAUCAGCUUAGGGAGUUGAACGUCGAGAGAAACUUGCUGUUUGAGAUCGAUGGAGCGUUCGAUCAUAUGAAAAGACUCCAGAGGUUAAACCUGGCCUUAAACUGCCUACCAUGUUUGGUCAACUUUGAAAUGACCCAACUGCUGGUCCUAAACGCCAGCCACAAUUCCAUUGAAUGGUUCAUUACCAAUCAAAAUAUGACUGAGACUUUUCAGCUGGAGACGUUGGAUCUGUCUGACAACCAUUUGAUCUUCUUUCCAUUCCUUCCAACAAAUAACCGAAUACGAACUUUGCUGUUAUCCAAUAAUCGAGUCGGUUUUUAUCAACACUUGUCAAAUGACACAUCUUUAAACUGGACCACUAGUGUUGAGUACUACAACUUGGGGCAAAAUGUAAGCAGCAUCACAGUAGAGCUCUGGAAUGAGAACCUUCACGGUGAUCUUUCCUCAGUAGAGCUCCUGGACCUGAGUGAAAACAAGGUGAACUACUUCCCCAAGGGAUUCAUUCAACAGAUGCCGUCUCUUUACUGGCUGAGGCUGAGAAGUAACUGUUUACAGUCCUUCAGUUUGACGCCUGAAGAUCUACCAGUCACCCUUUAUGAACUGGACGUUAGUCGAAACAGGUUAACUGAGCUGAAAGCAAGCCAACGCUCCAUUAGCGAGCUGAACAAUCUCACGCAUCUCAAUCUGAGUACAAAUGACCUUCAGAACCUUCCAACUAGGAUUUUUGCUAGUCUACCGAAACUCCGCACACUAGAUCUCAGUCACAACACUGUGGAUGUGUGUUACUUGCCAAGUUCGUCAGGAUGUGUUGUGUGGUCCGACAUCGUUUCCCUAAAACAACUCUAUCUUGACGGCUGUAGCAUUCAGAACAUCCCGUCUUUAGCGUUCAAGGGCACACCUCUAACCCAUCUCGAACUUUCAAACAAUCCAGACCUAAACCUCAAACAGGAAUCUCUGGAUGGUCUCGCAAACACUUUGCAGCAUUUGGGACUUGGUAAUACUGGUCUUCAAGCUUUUGACUUCUCUCCGUAUAGCCAUUUGAAGUCUUUAAACAUCUGUAGAAACUCACUACCAAAUGUUCCCGAAUCUCUAGUGGCAUUAAACCUAAAGCUUCUGGACUUGAGGGAUAACAUGUUGACAACCAUCCCGUCCCAACAUGCUGGCAUGUUAGCUCAAAGACUGCAGACUGUUUAUAUGAAUGGAAAUGCCUUCAACUGUUGCCAUUUGGACUGGUACAAGACCUUCGUGGAGAAUAAAGGCAUCAGUAUUGUAGAUCUCUCAGAAAUUACAUGUUUGGACUUAAACCACAGGCGUCACAAAGUUGUGCUUUUUGACGCCAUCCACUGUGGUGGUUCCAGCAAUGAGGAGUCUGUUGUUUGGUACAUUCUUCUCUUUGUAACAGUCAGUGUUUCUAUCAUGGGUAUAUCCAUAAUUUACAUGCUCACAUUUAAGCCAAGAAUGUUGCCUCGUGCUAUUAAAAAGAGAUGCUGGAGACCAGCUCCUUAUUGAGAAGCAUGCUAUUGUAAAUCUAAUUAAUACCUCUGUAAUAUAAGGGGCAAACAUGGUAAAUAUGCUUUUAAAGGUUGCUACUUUACAUACCGGAAGAUAAUUAUGAUAUUAAUGUGAAAAAUUUAGGCCACAUUGGUCUGUAAACAUGAAUGUAUUUAAUUCUAUCAUCAUUAAACUGCAUAAAAAGUG